CACCACCAAUGCCAUGGCCACUGUUACCCAUACCUUACGCUCUGAAUACGAUCCCUCAAAGGAUCGCGAACGUCUGGAACGAGAUACUGGUCAGCUCGACGAAGAGGAGAGGUCAGAAGAAUGGACGAAGGAGGCUUUGAAGACCUUCAAAAAGCGUCUUAAGCCACCACCACUCUUCGUGCCAGCUACACGGCCCUUGGACGCCUGGGAUGUGGAGAGCGCACAUGCAUCAACAUCCAAAGUAAAGUUGGACGAUGUCCCUGCCGCUGAGAAGGUCGACAGCUUGUACAAGUUCCUUCCAAGGACCAAGGCCGAGUCAGAACCACCGUCCACGAAGCAAACCGCACGACCGUCACCACCCUCUGUUCCAACUCCACCUCCUGCAGCUCCCCAAAGGCCAAUAGAAAGGACGACCAAAAACAAUUGGUUCAUCAUGAAGGCCAUUCAGUCCGAUUCUGCAUCCAAAUCUGCCCCUGUCACUCCUGCUCCCACUCUGGCGGACAUCUUAUCUCGGGAACCACCACCUCUUCCUUCAGAAGCGAGGGUCAAACCACCAGUGUGGACAGUCCUGGGCCCUGCUAACAAGGGCUUCUCCAUGCUUCAGCGGAGUGGUUGGAACGAAGGGGAAACAUUGGGACCAUACGCUGUUCGCCGGAAGGUUGAGGAGCCUCCGCUCCCCGACUUCCUCGAGGAAAAGGAACAAUCUUCUCGGAGCAAAGGCAAGAGACCAGCGACUUCGACGACAUCUUCCAGCACCACGCAAACGGUGGAGAUAAAGCUGGAGGACGGCAUCACAGAGGUUAAGCAGGUCGAUAUCGUCGACUUGACCCUGACCUCUGACUCGGAAUCGGAUGACGAGCAGAUGGGUGAGAACACGCCUCCAGCUCCACACGGCAACUUUAUCAAGGAAGAAGAGGCGGAAGAAAAUGCGACUGUCAUGGACGAUGACGACGAUGUCUCUGGGCAUGGGGGUCGUGCCCUCCUUGCACCAAUAUCGACUGUGCUGAAGGCCGAUCGUAUGGGAAUAGGGUUGAAGCCAAAGACUGUCGCUGGGCCGAAAGGAGCUUACAGGAUACCUCAGAAGCGGCACAUAUCCGCGCUUCAGAGGAGCUAA
Molecule: messenger RNA, 1114 nt
Organism: Coprinopsis cinerea okayama7#130
Lineage: Eukaryota; Fungi; Basidiomycota; Agaricomycetes; Agaricales; Psathyrellaceae
Exons: 2
Coding region: 14-1114 (366 amino acids)
Source: RefSeq, a predicted model, not a curated record